This is a messenger RNA of Dermochelys coriacea (leatherback sea turtle), 1743 nucleotides long. It is a transcript of the gene MKRN2OS, whose product is annotated as MKRN2 opposite strand. The record is from RefSeq and is a predicted model, not a curated record. The coding region runs from base 675 to 1349 and encodes 224 amino acids. Lineage: Eukaryota; Metazoa; Chordata; Testudines; Dermochelyidae. The transcript has 5 exons.
CCUGAGGCCCCCCAGGUUGCUGAGGGAUUUAUUCCUGGACACCUCAAGGAUAUUCCGUGAGCGCCCCACACCUUGGGGUUGCCAGUUUUGGUUGGAUGUAUUCCUGGAAGUUUCAUCAUGUCAAUCUUUAAUUCAAGAUUAAUCUUUAAUUCGAGGAGACUCCAGGACAAUCCUGAAACGUUGGCAACCCUAGAAUUUACAGAGAGAUGAUGCAAACGCAAUUCAGCUUUAAUACCUGUGAGCAACACACAAGCUUGUUUAACCUGUAUUUUCUUCACUGUUGAAGAGCAUUGUAUUGUAUAUGUACUUUGUAUUAGAAAUGGCUAAUUGUAAAACCUACAGAUACACAGAGCUAGAGGGGAAGAUCAAAAACUGAACCAAAGCAAAACUAUGUAUAUUAUCUCACUGAAAAACCUCUUAACUCAAUUCUUAAUGUAGUAUAAUAUUAAAAUGAACACUAGCGUUUUAAGAGGAUGUCCAAACAUUAUGUCUCCAGUUACUAGUUAUCCUAACAGUGAGUGGUUAAGUGGGCUGUCAUUCUGAAUGACAUCACUGAACAACAUCCAUUCCUAAUCCAGUGAUCCACCUGGGCUCCGGGUGAAAUUGUGAUAGGCAGCAUAAUAAGGUAGUUUCAGAAAGCUUCCCUCUAUUUGCACAAGUACUUGGCUGAAACAAUGCAGUCCUUGGACUCGGAGAAAGGAUUAAUCAAGUUCAGCCAUUGUAAGAAGGACAUAUUUUGUUCCUACGUGCCCAAGCUGUGCCCUGUUUGUGGGCAGAGUCUAAACUACAGGAGACUGGAAGAUGCACCUGUCAGCAUUCCCAGCCCAUUUGUCAAUGGGCAUAGGCAGAAAUGUUCAUUUUUACUUAAACCUACUACAGGAACAUUUCUUAGAGAGUAUGAUGGAAGCUCUGAUCUCCAUGUCGGAAUAACCAAUACUAAUGGGUUGGUGUAUAAUUACAAUGAAACAGGCAUUCAUAGAGUUGAACUUGGGUGGGAGCAAUGCAUUAGUAUCCCACUAAUGCAGCCAGACAUGUACGGACUGCUUAAACAAUGGGAUAAGUACCUAGAAGAAUUCUCUACUGGAGAGGCCUGGUUUUUUCACAGGUACGAUGACCACCACCACAAUUGUUAUACCUAUGCACUGGCAUUUAUUAACUGUGUCUUGGCUGCACAAGGUAAGCAGCCAACGAGUAAAAGUGAAUUCACAGAAAGAUUUGUGAUACCACAGACAAGGAAAGCUUCCAAGUACAUCACUGUCUACCAGGAGGUAGCAGAAAAUUACUUCUACAUUGGUGACAGCCCUGAUCAAGAAAAGAACAAUUCUGAAGAGGACAAACUGUUACAUUAAAACAGGCAAAGCAAUUAAAAGAGAUCCAUAAAUAGGAAAUCUUUGGGUCCAAGCUUCAGUUCUCCCUCUAUAUACCUGACGUGCCUUCCUGCAAUAUUUGAAAACUGAUUGUAGAGACUGACUCUAGAACUCUGAUAUGUCUGAGAAAAGGAUCAUCCCUUUCAUACAUCUCUUACGAGACAUUAGCAUGACCAGAAGGAAAAGACUUGUAUGAGAGUGUUCUGGGAGCUUUAAAAUUUUGCUCUCUGCAUCUAGCUAACUUUCAUGAGCACUAUCACUAUGGGAAAUUAUACGUUCUUGUUUGCUAUAUAAUACUAAAAGUUGUAUGAGUGCAGUCAUGUUUGUAGUAGACAAUGUAAGUGUUGUAAAUUAAAAUAAAUGUAGAUUACCUUUU